AUGUUGCAGACCCAACACCUUCUCUGUUCCCAUUUCCCUAUCUGUCUCUCUCCUCCCCAAACCCACUUUCUCUUUCCCCCAAAUCUCUCAUCUUCUCCUCUCAAUUUUCUCUACAAACCCACAAGUCUCUGCUCUGUCUCUGCCCAUUCUAGGCCCAGACCCGAACAAUGGCUAGCCGAAGCUCCAGAAACCACAACCAGUAUUCCUACAGCUCCAUACACUCCCUUAGAAUUCGCCCCAGAGGGUCCCGAAGAAUUGCCACCAUCUUCCUCUCCAGUAUUUGCUACCACAGAUGACCCUUCUUCUAUCCAAGUAGCUACCAGUGUUCUUCUCACUGGAGCCAUUUGUGUCUUCCUGUUUCGCUCUCUUCGACGUCGUGCAAGGCGUGCUAAAGAGCUGAAAUUUAGGUCUUCUGGAGUGAAGAAGUCGUUGAAGGAGGAGGCUUUGGAUAGCUUGAAGGCGUUGUCUACUGGUUCUGUUGAAGAAAAGGGUCCACCUUCACCUGUUCAGGCAUUGUUGGGUGGAAUAUCAGCCGGUGUCAUCGCACUUAUUCUUUAUAAGUUCACUACUACAAUUGAAGCAUCUCUCAACCGCCAAACAAUUUCUGAUAAUUUUUCGGUUCGUCAGGUUACAAUAACCAUAAGGACGAUUAUAAAUGGGUUGUGCUACCUUGCAACAUUUGUUUUUGGCAUCAAUGCUGUUGGUUUAGUCCUUUAUGCUGGUCAGCUCGCCAUCAACUCCAUCAUGGAAGAUACAAGUACAGAAACUGAGAAUCAAGGUAAAGAGCAGUCAGGCUCACUGAAUUCAACGGUUGAGAGCCCCCCAAAUAGUGGUGUGAACAGCGGCAAGGAUGACCAAAGUUCAGAUGAGACACAAUAG
Messenger RNA from Prunus armeniaca (apricot), 879 nucleotides. The record is from the annotation of a GenBank genome assembly. NCBI's taxonomy places the organism in Eukaryota, Viridiplantae, Streptophyta, Magnoliopsida, Rosales, Rosaceae.